UUCCAUGUGAUUUCAUCGGCAGCAGGAAUGGCAGACGCAGGGGCGUGAAAAGCAAUUAACGUCAAAUUGAUCCAAUUUUACUGCUUAGUUCGAGAUUGGUUGAUUUUGAAAUUACUCGUCCUACCACUCCACACAGUAUAGUUUAUCCAAUUAGUCAUUUGUCUCUAAAUACCAACCCACAAUGUCAGACUGUAGAUGUUGCGCUUAUUUUGGCUAAGCUAUUUUUCUUGGGAACUGGGAAACUGCCUGGAUAAUUGUGGUUGAAGAAAAAGUUGUUGGUGACCAAGGGAGGUGGAAACUAACUUCAUUCCAGUGGCUAUUUGGCUGUCUUUCUCUCAAGGUCAUGAAUUUUGCCAGCCAUGCUGCAAGUCUUGGAACCCAAGAAAACGCCAUUGAACGAAAAGCUGUUGACUCUUCACGGGUUGCUAGAGCCAAGCAAAGAACGGUGCUUGGAGUUCUAAGUGAAAAUGAGCAACAGAGCAGGGGCAUUUUUCAGGGUGCCUCCAAACCCAGACCUCUGGAUGACCGCUCCAGCCUGGGAAUUUCUGCUGAAUCGAGUACAUCCGCCUUUAGUUUUGACCCACAGUUUGAGGAGUCGAAUGAGAUUUUUUUGGCAUGCACUGGGUCCACAAGCUCUACUGGCACAACCUUGAAUGAGGACGACAUUGCUCUGCAACAGCAUGAUGACUUUCAACUGGUGUUGGACCAGAGCUCUGGGUCUUUCAUGGAGACUUCUAUGCAAGACCUAUCGGAAAUCGAGCCCCUGUUGUCCCAAGAAGCCCAUACCGAGGAUGACUAUACAGAGGAAAUUCAUCAACAUUUGAGGAAGAGUGAGAUAAAAUUCAGGCCAAAGCCUACGUAUAUGAGCAAACAGCCAGACAUUACCAAUUGGAUGCGCAUCAUCUUGAUUGACUGGUUGGUUGAGGUUGGUGAGGAGUACAAGUUGAGCUCAGAAACCGUGUUCUUGGCUGCCAACUACUUGGAUCGAUUCCUUUCCGGGAUGUCCGUUCUGAGGGGAAAACUGCAACUUGUCGGCACUGCGGCAAUUCUACUGGCUGCGAAAUAUGAAGAGGUGUACCCACCAGAGGUCGACGAGUUUGUGUACAUUACAGACGACACAUACACCAAGAAGCAGCUCUUGCGAAUGGAGCACCUUCUGCUGAAAGUCCUUGGUUUUGACCUAACUGUGCCAACGACUCACCAGUUUUUGAUGCUUUACCUAUCGUUUGAACCUGUCAGUACCAGGACUUCAAAUCUUGCCCAGUUUCUUGCAGAGCUGAGUUUGCUAGAAGUCGAUCCAUUCCUGCAACAUCUGCCAUCUAAAGUUGCAGCUGCAUCUUACAGUCUUUCCAAUUACACACUCAACAGAACUUUCUGGCCGGAUAGCCUGUAUGCAUUUACUGGCUACACUCUAGCUGAAAUCGCUCCGUGCAUAAAGGACCUCCACAAGCUUCACCAGAGUGCAGCUAGUCGCCCACAACAAGCCAUCAGGGAGAAGUACAAGAGCCACAGGUAUGGUGGUGUGGCUCAACUCUCCCCCUUGGACUCUCUGCCUUUCCUGUAACAGUUCAGUAGAGCUCAUCCUACAAGGAGCCCAAACCUCACAACCUCAGCGCUUACCUCUCCUUUGGACAUUUUAAACCAUAAAUGUAUAUAUUUUAAUAAACCUUUUAAUUCUGUCAAUGAUUUUUUUUUUUAAUUUUAUUUUAGGUGUAAGUUGGAUUUUUGAGCAGGACAUUUUAUGUUCACCAGACAUGUGCUCUGUGAUUCUUAAAGCCGUUUCCAAUGUUUUGUCUUUAUUUGCCUUAUGUAAGCAAGUGAUGUCACGUUUUUAACCUUGUAAAUUGUACGUGCUUGCUUUUGACAAUCAUGUCGUAUGUGAUUAUGUGCAAUAAAUGACCAAAACGGUCCAAACGCA
Messenger RNA from Engraulis encrasicolus (European anchovy), 1918 nucleotides. RefSeq names its product cyclin A1 (gene ccna1). Gene Ontology annotation, biological process: regulation of cyclin-dependent protein serine/threonine kinase activity; mitotic cell cycle phase transition. The transcript is spliced from 9 exons. Bases 344 to 1564 code for a protein of 406 amino acids. The record is from RefSeq and is a predicted model, not a curated record. Gene Ontology annotation, molecular function: cyclin-dependent protein serine/threonine kinase regulator activity. Gene Ontology annotation, cellular component: cytoplasm; nucleus; cyclin A2-CDK2 complex. NCBI's taxonomy places the organism in Eukaryota, Metazoa, Chordata, Actinopteri, Clupeiformes, Engraulidae.